AUGAGGAAGCAUAAAACAGCCUUUGGCUACGCUCUGGCUCUUCACCUUCGCUCCGUCACCACCGUUGCCUGCAUGAAGCACGAUAUGAGCUCUGACUCAGAGACCGCAGCCAUCAAUGCUCCUGUCGAGCCUCAACUUGCUGUCGAAGGAGCGCACCUUAACAUAGUAGGAGAGCAACAGCAACAGCUUGCCGAGGAUGUCAACAUCGCCAAUGAGCGACAAGAAGCUAUCGAUCUGAGCGGUUUGGGUCAUGACAACUCGUUGCCACCAGCUUCGUCAGGUACCAGCUCCGACGAAAACAGCGACAGAGACGGACGGAGAAGCAGUCGGAGAAGUGAACGGAGAGGCGGCACGAGAGGCGGCGGCGGCGGCGCGUUCGCGAGGUCGUCUCCUGAGCUGGCCGCUCGAAUCCAGCUGUCUAAAAGAAUGUAUCCCGCUUCACGUCGUCGCGCUACAUCCCCGAAGCCGUCCCGCAAAACGCACUUUGUAGCUCAAGACGCUCUCGCACGGCCUGCAUCUACUUGUUUUGAAGCACCUCCUGAAGCGGAUAUGAGUACACAUCCUUGCCACACCCAUAUGGAGCCCGUCUUCAAGGACGUCGUCCAGUCCCUCCACCAGACGGGCAAGCUCAAAAAGAUUAUGGAGGCAGUCGUGAACCACCACAACAACAUGGAGGAUCGCCAUCCAUUCCAGGCUGCCUUCGACAUUCAGUCCAUGUUGGAACCUGUCCAGAUGGCGCACAUCCACGAGCUCAUCACAGCCAAAGUCGGGACGGGUCUCUACGACUGUUUCCAGACAAAUAUGCUCAUUUAG
Messenger RNA from Acaromyces ingoldii, 813 nucleotides. RefSeq lists its product as hypothetical. The transcript has 2 exons. NCBI's taxonomy places the organism in Eukaryota, Fungi, Basidiomycota, Exobasidiomycetes, Exobasidiales, Cryptobasidiaceae. The record is from RefSeq and is a predicted model, not a curated record. Bases 1 to 813 code for a protein of 270 amino acids.